Molecule: messenger RNA, 1467 nt
Organism: Paraphaeosphaeria sporulosa
Lineage: Eukaryota; Fungi; Ascomycota; Dothideomycetes; Pleosporales; Didymosphaeriaceae
Exons: 1
Coding region: 1-1467 (488 amino acids)
Source: RefSeq, a predicted model, not a curated record
AUGUUUCCAAGGGGAUUCUGGCCCGCUGUAGGGACGGAUGAAGGUGCUGGGAGGAUGGCAGAUGGAUUCGAAACCGAAGCAUCUGGACGAAUCGCUGACAGGCCUAACGAAGGAACAUUGGGGACAGCUAAUAAACUGCCCAAACCCCCUACAACGCCCGAGACGAUAUUUCCAAGCGGGUCCGUCCCCGCAGUAGCUCCAGGAACAGCCGGACCUGCAGCUGACGGCGUGAUCACUGGUACGAUGGGUGUUGUUGACGGCACACCGAUCCCUGGCACUGAUGGCACCGCAAGUAUACUCCCGAGGCCCCCUGCUAUGCCCGAUAGAAGUCCACCCAGCGGGUUCUGCGGGCUGCUGAAUCCCGGAAGAGGAGGUAAAAUAACGGAAGAUAGCGGAGGCACCACAGCCAAUGACACUGAAGACAAAGCGGGUGAAAUCAAUGGAGACACUGCGACUGAGGGCAAUGUGAUUGACGGCAACGCGAUUGACGGGAUCGUAACCGAAGGUACCGAUAUGCCCGGAAGACUGACCGAGAGGCUCAACGAUGGUGAGGGCACUGCAAGGACGCUGCCCAGGCCGCCUGCUAAUCCUGACAAGAGGCCACCAAGCGGAUUCUGCACGCCACCCGUUGCAGGAACGGAUGAUGCUCCAGCCGAAGGCGAGUUCAGGGCAGGUACUGAGAGACUCGGCAACGAAAGUGUGGGUAUCGCCACGGUAGGGAUCGAGACGCUCGGGUUUUGGACUCCCGCGAUCGAAGAAAUGGGUAUCGAGAUUGCAGGUAAAGCGACGCUGAGGACUGGAAUGACGGGGAGCGAGAGGGCUGGUAUCGAGAUCCCAGGGAGUGAGACGCCGGGAACAGAAAGACUAGGGGUUGGAAGCGAAGGAGAAAGAACCGGCAGUCCAGGGGCCGAAAAAGCAGACGCUGGAACUGAGAUCCCUGGGAUGGAAGGAGCAGGUGCCGAGAUUGCAGGCAGAGAGGGGACAGGUAGCGAAGGAGCAGGUAUUGAGAUUGCAGGAAUUGAAAGAGAUACUCCGGGGACUGAUAGAGUAGGUACCGCAAUAGACACUGCGGGAAUAGAAAGGGCCGGCAAUGAUAUGCUAGGUAGCGCGACACUCGGAGCUGAGAUAACGGGGAGUGAGGGAGCUGGGAUUGAUAGCCCAGGUAGCGAGAGGUCUGGCAGCGAAGGCGCAGGUAUCGAUACUCCCGGUACCGAUAUAGACACUGCGGGGGUUGAGAGAGCAGGUACUGCGACUGAUACCGCGGGGGCAGAAAGAGCAGGCAGCGAAACACUUGGUAGCACCAGGCUAGGUAUCGAGAUAACAGGCAGUGAUAUGACUGGAACGCCCACUGAAAUGCCCGAGGAUAGUGAGGGUGCCGGAAUGAUACCGCCUCCACCUGCAGCGAAGCUCGAUACAGUCACACCACCCCCUGUUAGGAACGAUGCGACGCCGCCAAGAGGAUUUUGA